GUUACGAAAAAACUUUACCAAAGCCUGCAGCACCAAGAUUGGGUGAAGCUGGAUGGCAAACGAUACAAUUACGGUUCGAUACGACAGAAUUAGACGGACACAGGGAUCUUCGUUAUAUCUUGGAAGUCGAGCCACAAUGGGGUCCCCAAGAGAGGAAUAAUGUUUUUGUUGUGUUUCCUUACACAAUAAAAUACCAUUAUGUAAGUGGAUUUUGAUUUCUUAUCCGUCCUUAAGAAAGUCAAAAUUUAUAUUGCGAUCGCAGUAUCAGGCAUUCGAUUUCUUCUUUCGGCUCUUAAAAAAAAUAGAUUGAAUGAAAUGUAUUAUCAAAGCGUGGUUAUGCCCACACCAAGUCAUAUCUUGAUAAUGCAUUUUACCCACUAUAGACCAACCAAACAACAUAUUAUGUUGAAGAUCUUGAACCGAAUACUGGUUAUAAAUUCCGAGUAAUGGCUAAAAAGCUGAAUGAAUCGUCACCAUACAGCAACUGGACUGAUGUUAUUUUCACAACAA
Messenger RNA from Paramuricea clavata, 510 nucleotides. NCBI's taxonomy places the organism in Eukaryota, Metazoa, Cnidaria, Anthozoa, Malacalcyonacea, Plexauridae. The record is from the annotation of a GenBank genome assembly.